Vigna angularis (adzuki bean) is the source of this 2734-nucleotide messenger RNA. Its product is annotated as probable leucine-rich repeat receptor-like protein kinase At1g35710. The record is from RefSeq and is a predicted model, not a curated record. The transcript has 2 exons. Bases 9 to 2627 code for a protein of 872 amino acids. NCBI's taxonomy places the organism in Eukaryota, Viridiplantae, Streptophyta, Magnoliopsida, Fabales, Fabaceae. Gene Ontology annotation, biological process: hormone-mediated signaling pathway; protein phosphorylation. Gene Ontology annotation, cellular component: plasma membrane. Gene Ontology annotation, molecular function: ATP binding; protein binding; protein kinase activity.
UAGGUAGCAUGGUAUUGAGUGAACAUAAUUUAGUGAAACUUGAGUUUCUCAUAAAUAUACCUUCUAUUUAUUACCUCUAUUUCCAAACCAUGCAGCUUUUGGUUUCCAAUUUCCAUCUUCUUAUCUAUGUUUUUGUUUUUAUGGGCUCUGUUUUUGAGUUGGGAUGCGCGUCUACACCUUCGCAGCUUCAGUUGGAAGCAAGCGCUGUAAUCAAUAGCGGAUGGUGGAAUCUGUCGCAUUCACAGUCACUUCAUAUAUGUUCAAAGAUUGAUGGUAUACAUUGCAAUGAUGCUGGAAGUGUAACUCGUAUAACAUAUAAGUAUUCCAAACAACCGAUUGAAUUAGCAACACUAAACCUCCCUGCUUUCAAGAAUUUGGAACAUCUUGAGCUCUCCUAUAUUCUAAAAGGUACUAUUCCAUCUGAAAUUGGAAAUAUGUCAAAUCUCCGUCAUCUAGAUUUCUCUUACAAUUUUCUUCAAGGUGAAAUACCUCUUACAAUAGGAAAUCUUUCAAAACUCACUUUUCUUAAUUUAUCCUUCAAUUAUCUUCAAAGUCAAAUACCUCCAUCGGUAAAAAAUCUUCUAAAACUUACUUAUUUUGAUUUAGCCUUCAAUUCACUUCAAGGGGAAAUACCUCUAUCAAUAAAAAAUCUUUCAAACCUCAGUUAUCUUAAUUUAAUGGGGAAUUCUCUUGAAGGUGAAAUACUUCCAUCAAUAGGACAUCUUUCAAAACUCAAUUAUCUUAAUUUAGCCCGGAAUUCUCUUCAAGGUCAAACACCUCUUACAAUAAGAAAUCUUUCAAAACUCACUUAUCUUGAUUUAUCCCACAAUUCUCUUCAAGGUCAAAUACCUUUAUCACUAGGAAAUCUUUCAAAACUCACUUAUCUUUAUUUAUCCCACAAUUAUCUUCAAGAUAAAAUACCUCCAACAAUAGGAAAUAUUUCCCAACUCACUUACAUUGAUUUAUCUUACAAUUAUCUUCAAAGAGAAAUACCUCCAUUAGGACAUCUUUCCAAUCUCCAUCAUCUUGAUUUAUCCCACAAUUCUCUUCAAGGUAAAAUACCUCCAUCACUAGAAAAUCUUUCAAAACUCACUUAUCUUGAUUUAUCCCACAAUUCUCUUCAAGGUCAAAUACCUUCGUCACUAGGAUAUCUAACCAAUCUAUUGACCCUAAUAAUCUCUAACAACAAAAUCAAUGGAACCUUUCCCAUUUCACUUUCAAACAUCAUGCACCUUCAAAAUAUUGACAUUUCACACAAUCUACUAACUGGUUCCCUCGAACCUUUCUUAGUUGGACAUUUUCCAUUCUUGUAUGGUCUGGAUCUAAGCUACAAUUGUCUUUCCGGAGCGAUUCCUAUGCCUCUUGAUAGUAUCUAUGACAUGAACCUUUCCUUCAAUAAUUUGAGUGGUCCUAUUCCAAGUGGUGUAAAUCCAUAUGCGCUAAUUGGGAACAAGGAUGUAUGCAGCAACAAUACAAAUAUACAAAUCAAAUACCAAUUUCAGCCUUGUUCAGUCAACCAGAAGAAACGAAGGCAGCUGGUCAUAAUUCUUUCCAUCACCAUAUUUCUAAUCAUGGCCUUCUUACUACUUUUAUAUCUGGGGCACAGCCGCAUUGCAAUCAAGAACAAACAUGCAAAGAUAACUGAAACAUCUAAGAAUGGGGACAUGUUCUGCAUAUGGAACUACGACGGAAGCAUAGCCUAUGAAGACAUCAUUACAGUAACUGAAGACUUUGAUCUUAAAUAUUGUAUCGGAACAGGUGCGUAUGGAAGUGUCUACAAGGCUCAAUUACCAAGUGGAAAGAUUGUUGCGGUGAAGAAACUCCAUGGCUUUGAAGCAGAGGUCCCCACUUUUGAUGAGAGUUUCAGAAACGAAGCCAAAGUAUUAUCGGAAAUAAAGCACCGACAUAUAGUCAAGCUCCAUGGAUUCUGCUUGCACAAAAGAAUAAUGUUUUUGAUUUAUGAGUACAUGGAGAAAGGAAGCUUGCUUUCUGUGUUGCGUUAUGACAUGGAAGCAAUAGAAUUUGACUGGAAAAAGAGGGUUAACACAGUGAAAGGAACUGCACAUGCUCUCUCAUAUCUCCAUCAUGAUUGUGUCCCUCCAAUAGUGCAUAGAGACAUAUCAGCAAGCAACGUCUUGCUUAACUCCAAGUGGGAGCCCAUUGUUUCCGACUUUGGCACUGCCAGAUUUCUAAACUUUGAUUCAUCCAAUCGAACUAUAGUUGCUGGAACCAUUGGAUACAUAGCACCUGAGCUUGCGUAUACAAUGGUUGUGAAUGAAAAGUGUGAUGUGUAUAGCUUCGGAGUGGUGGCAUUGGAGACUUUGAUGGGAAAACAUCCAAAGGAAAUACUCUUAUCACUUCAAUCAACUUCUACUCACGAUGACAUCAAAUUAUGUGAAAUAUUGGAUCAACGCCUCCCACACCCAACAUUUUCAAUUUUACAAGACAUAGUUGUUGUUGCCAUUGUGACUCUUGCAUGCUUAAAUCCCAACCCUUGUUCUCGUCCAACAAUGAAACACAUCUCUCAAUGUUUCCUUAGUCAGUUCACACCACUAAGCAUUCCUUUACAUCAUAUUUCGUUGCAACAACUCAUGAGUCAAGAACUCAGACACUCCUUGAAAUUGUGAACUAUCUGAAAUUGUUGAGCAAAAUUUUAGAUUGUAACAACUUUCAAUGAAAAUUCUGUGGUUGUUUAUCACAUUAAUAGCUAGAAAAAAAUUUCAAGUUAUGUUUA